AUGCCUUGCCGCCUAGCCAUAUCAUCCAUGUCCCUAGGCCGCUCCUCAGCAGGUCACUCGCUCGAGCACAAACUCGACAUGGCCGCCUUGUACGGUUACCGCGGCAUCGAGCUCUUCCAUGAGGACCUGGCCUCCCUUGCCUUCCAAUUCCUGCCUCCAGGCACCACCGCGACGACCGAAGAGUCCGAACUCCAAGCCGCCUCCCUCAUCCGCCAAAUGUGCCACCACCGCCACCUCGCCAUUCUCUGUCUCCAACCAUUUGCACAUUAUGAAGGGCUGCUCGACCGGGAUGCCCAUUCCCAACGCCUGAAGCAGCUCCGAUUCUGGUUCCGGCUUGCCCGGGCGCUGGGGACCGACAUGGUCCAGAUCCCGUCCUCCUUUCUGCCCGCGGACCAAGUGUCAGCGGACCGAUCACUGGCUGUGGCGGAUUUGCAGGAGGCGGCCGACAUGGGCUCGGCUCAGAACCCGCCGAUCCGCUUCGUCUAUGAAGCGCUGUGCUGGGGCACGCGGUGCGAUACGUGGGAGGGCAGCUGGGAGGUGGUGAAAGCGGUUGAUCGAGAUAAUUUUGGCUUGUGUCUAGAUACGUUCAAUAUUGCGGGACGAAUCUACGCCGAUCCUGCUUCGGCAACUGGCAAAACGGUGGAUUGCGAACAAGCUGUAAGGGAGUCGAUGGAUAGGCUGGUGAGCGAGGUGGAUCUUAGCAAGGUGUUCUAUGUGCAGGUCGUCGACGCAGAGCGGCUUUCCACUCCGUUGAUGAAGGGGCACGCCUUUUAUAAUGAGGAACAGCCGGCAAGGAUGAGUUGGAGUCGGAACUGUAGGUUGUUCUACGGGGAGCAUGAGAGAGGGGCUUACUUGCCCGUAACGCAGAUUGCCGGGGCCAUCUUUGACGGGUUGGGGUUCGAGGGAUGGGUAAGCCUAGAGUUGUUUAACCGGCGGAUGGGCGAUGAGGAUUACGAUGUGCCGAGAGAGUUGGCGGCAAGGGGGGGGAGGUCUUGGGAGAAAUUGGUGAGGGACUUGGGUUUGAGGGUUGAGGACGAGGAGCCUGCGAUGCAGCAGCAGUUAAGGAGGCUGCCGCUUGAGGGCAGAGUGAGUGCUUCGCUAUGA
Molecule: messenger RNA, 1104 nt
Organism: Pseudomassariella vexata
Lineage: Eukaryota; Fungi; Ascomycota; Sordariomycetes; Amphisphaeriales; Pseudomassariaceae
Product: xylose isomerase-like protein
Exons: 1
Coding region: 1-1104 (367 amino acids)
Source: RefSeq, a predicted model, not a curated record